Hordeum vulgare subsp. vulgare (domesticated barley) is the source of this 1476-nucleotide messenger RNA. RefSeq lists its product as uncharacterized. The record is from RefSeq and is a predicted model, not a curated record. The transcript has 8 exons. Lineage: Eukaryota; Viridiplantae; Streptophyta; Magnoliopsida; Poales; Poaceae. The coding region runs from base 1 to 1476 and encodes 491 amino acids.
AUGGCUAUGUUUUCUUAUUCAUGUAAAGAAGAACCCCUGACUCAGAUCGAGAAGAUUAGGGCUAGAACUAUGAUGAGGAACAACCGCAUGUUCCAAUCACUAGGUCUUGGUGCGAUAGUAUCAAUGAUUAGGAAGGCAAAUGCACGUGAAGACGGUAGUGCAGCUACUUGUAAUGAAUCGGCAUCUACCAUAACACAAGAUGGAAGCUCAGACUACAACCCUAAAGAUGAUGAAGUUAUUGAUGGAGAGGAAGUUGAUGACAAAUUAGUGAAGAAGAAAGGAAAGAAAGUAAGGGAGGAUGUUGACAAGAGCCUGCUGCACAAGGGUCAAGGACCACUGCGAACUGAUGAUGAGUUGGCCUCCAUGGAAGAAGGAAGCAGGAUGUGCAUGGACCUCAGCCCCGUUGCACCUUCUGUGGUCAGCAAUCAUGGCCAUGAGUUGAACUUGACAGUCCUUUCUACAGAACCUGAGCAGCCAAUGGGUGAUGAAGGCGCUGUUGAUGUGGUCAAGAGUUCUAGGAAUGGCAAAGGGCUAGAAAAGUUGACACGUUUAAUGGGAGCAAAGGUGAGAAUUGAAAUCGCUGAAGGGAUGAGGCGUCCGGAGAAGCCCGUGCAGGCUGCAAAGCUAGCAUCUGAGGGUGGCCUCAUUGCGAGAGCUCAUAUGACGCUGCUUCCUCACUUCAAGGAGUAUAAAAAGAACCCAAGUCUUGUGCAGAAUUAUAUAGGAAAAGUAUCUGCAAAUUUUGAGAUGGACACGGAAUCAAGUGUCAUUGAGUAUGCAUGCACUGAUAUCUUGAAGAAUUUGUUGAGGAACAGACGCCAUUAUGUCAAGAAGCAGUACUUUGACAAUGUCGAAGCAAGCAAGGUUAGCAUCAAGUCCCCUGUUUCUGACAUAACGGAUACUGAAUGGCAAAGGUUGGUCGAGCUGUGGUCAACUCCAAGACACAAGGAGACAUGUGCCAAUAACAAGGUUAAUCGAACCAAAGUCAAGUUUGCGCAGAAAACUGGUUCAAGAUGCUAUGUUGCUCAUCAAGAGCAAAGAAAGGGUGAAGUGUUAUCUGCAUUGGACAUUUUCAAGGCGACACACAACAGCACCAAACAUGGAUUCUCAGAGGAUGUUCAAGUUGCUAUAGUAACUGAGAUGGAAGAGAAGAUGACUGCUCCUGUACAAGAAGGCGAAGAGCGAAAGUCUUCUGUUUCAGUUGUUGCGGAACCAAACUCUACUAGCAAGUCCAGCAAGUCAAAUGCUACUUUCAAUGCUCGUGUGCUAGAUCUACAAGAGCAGCUCGAGAUGUCGCGUCACAGAAGUGAAGUUAUGCGUGAAGAAAUGGAUGCUAUGAAGAGGAAGGCAGCAGAAGCUGAAGCUGCACAAGCUGAACGUGACAAGUCCUAUGAGCUGCUGCUCAAGAAGGCGAAAGAAAAUGAUGCGAAGUAUGCUCAGCUGAUGGCGUUGCUUGGAGCCAAAACAGGAAACUAG